Messenger RNA from Onthophagus taurus, 506 nucleotides. RefSeq names its product Ribosomal protein S30 (gene RpS30). NCBI's taxonomy places the organism in Eukaryota, Metazoa, Arthropoda, Insecta, Coleoptera, Scarabaeidae. The record is from RefSeq and is a predicted model, not a curated record. Gene Ontology annotation, biological process: translation. Gene Ontology annotation, molecular function: structural constituent of ribosome; protein binding. Gene Ontology annotation, cellular component: ribosome; cytosolic small ribosomal subunit.
CCGGUGGCUAACUUCAUUCUCUUCGUUGUUGUCUACAACGCUGUCAGAUAGCAACUUUUAAAAUGCAAUUGAUCGUUCGAGGUUUAUCCACCAACGUUUUGGAGUGCCAAGGCACCGAAACUGUUGCAGAAUUAAAGAGUAAAAUCGCCGCGUUAGAAAAUCUUACAUCGCUUGAUGUGAGUUUAUACGCUUCCGGGCGUCCAAUUUCUGAUGAUACGGUCAUCUCGGCUUUUGAAAAUAUUGAUAUUGAGUUGGAUUGUGGGUUACAAGGUGGUAAAGUUCAUGGAUCCCUUGCCCGUGCUGGUAAAGUAAAAGGUCAAACUCCUAAAGUAGAAAAGCAAGAAAAGAAAAAGAAGAAGACAGGACGUGCUAAAAGACGUAUUCAAUACAACAGGAGAUUCGUUAAUGUUGUAACUGCUUUUGGACGCCGUAAAGGACCUAAUUCUAAAUCCACUUAAGUUUCUAGUUGUAUAAUAAUGUAUACAAAUAAAAAGAUGUGUUUCUAA